This is a messenger RNA of Xylona heveae TC161, 2603 nucleotides long. RefSeq lists its product as hypothetical. The coding region runs from base 257 to 2584 and encodes 775 amino acids. The transcript is spliced from 3 exons. The record is from RefSeq and is a predicted model, not a curated record. NCBI's taxonomy places the organism in Eukaryota, Fungi, Ascomycota, Xylonomycetes, Xylonales, Xylonaceae.
CUCGCCUUCGAUUUGACACCUCUAGUUUCCAAUCCCUCAAUAUAAUAGCAUUGACGCCUCGAAGAGACAUGACCUUUGAGGCUCUCUCUAUACCCUUUUUCAUAUAAAUACUGAUCUCAUUUCCUCUCCAAAUCUAUCUCCUCUGGAAGCUCUAUUCUCAUCUAUAUUCCCAAAGUCUAUUCUAUCUCUUCUUACAUCUGUGUCAUUUCAGCUUCCUAUUCAUCCUCUCAUGCAGCAUCAUUUAUAGCCAGAAAAUAUGACUCAAGAGAAAGCGUCUCUGUCCGAGGGCGUCAAGGGCGGAGGAGACGUGCAGGCCGAGCCAGCUGAGGAUGCCGCUCCAUCCUACACGCCACCUCCUCCUGGUUAUUCUCAGACUCCGCCCGAUCUCCAUCUGAUCUUGGAUAAUCUCAAUCUGGAAGACGAAAAUGCCGCCAAACCCACCGUCGACGAAUGUAUAGCUCACCUGAAGCUGCUCGAGGCUUUCUACAAGCUCCGAGAAACCGUCUCCCACACCGAUGGCUUGUUUGGCAUCUACGACAACCUCGCCCCGCAAGCUGGAGAUGAGAAGCUGCGUGGACCCGCCCUGGCGAAAAUCGCAGAGAAGCGAUGGUCAAUCUAUGUUGCCCGCGCCGCGGACAGGUUUGAGCGCUGGUGGGAUGCUUGUGUUCCAGCGUCGAUAUCAGGUCGUACAUUUCCAGACCCUCUUGCUGCUCGAUUGAGGGAGGAACAAUUAAGCCCGGUCAGCCAGUUCGAAAAGUUCCCUACAUUAGGUGCGCGGCUAAAGUAUAGCCCUGACAACUUACCACCUCUCGAUGUGCUCAUGGUUUGGCAUGCCUACAUGCUGAACCCGCGAAACUUCUUCGAGGACUGUGUCCGCUUCGGCAAGAUGGAUUUCUGGGAGACUGGAAUGCCCUGGGAAGCAGUGGACAGUUGUAUCGACUCGACUUCUUUCACCUAUACGCCCAGCAACGCCGCGAUAGAGUUAUUCGCGUCUCGUACUAGCUUAGCGUGGGAUAACCUGCAGGAUGGACCGACCAAGGUGUUCGCAUGCCCCAAGUGUUCAACGCAGGUGGCAUGUCUGUGGACGAGCUGGGACCGGAUUCGACGCCCAGAGGAUGACCCUCGAGAGGACCUGACAGCUAGAUUCGACACCGAGGCGCUGGCUGGCUUCGCCGAGAGGUCGUUCACCUCCACAUGCCCAAGCUGUCGUUUGAUUUUCUCGCACGACAUUUUACGGCUGCGAAAAUUUGGACGUGAUCUGCAGCUUUUGCUUCGAGAGAACAUUGUCAUGCCAGGGACUAUUCUCUCGAGAAGCGGCAUGCCUGAAAGCGCCUCUAGGGUAUUUGGUCUUGCCACUCAUCCUCCCUUGUUUCCCAACCGCCUGCUCAAGGCGGACAGUGUUCGCGGUAAACUUGCCGCUCUGGUCGACUUUGCUGGGACCGACGCAAACUUGAUGAGUAUCCGGACCAUGAACUCGGUCAAAAAUAUCAUCUCGCUGGCAUUGGAAGAUCGCAAGCUCUGCCGACAAGUGAGUGGCCGGGCUGUGACCAAAUUGGCUUAUAAAACGGAGCGCCUGGCAGUGCGUCGAAUGAUGAGCCGGUAUUGGGACAAUUCCUCCGUCUUUGCUCUUGACCUUGUUGGCGCCGUCAUCCGCCAGGGCGCCUUUGUCGAAAAGAUGCAUCAGAUAGACUGGUUGCAUAGCCCAGCGCUGUCCGUCACCAUCGAGCGUCUCCGCGUCAAAUACGGGCGGUUUUUCCAAAUCAUGACGGCCAACCCUGGCAAAGUUGCUGUGCCAACUCUCGACGUUGAUCUCGCCUGGCAUACGCACCAGUUAUCUCCGCCGUUCUACUUUACUUACUCGGCUUUGACUACCCGUAUAUUUGUCGACCACGACGACAAGAUUGUUGAGAGCGACCUCUCGACCUACUUUGAAUGGACGUCCAAGGAAUAUCAGAAACUGUUCAACGAAGUGUACUCUGAAUGCAGCUGCUUCUACUGCGAGUCCGUUCGGGCCAGCCACUCCAACCCCAUCAGCAGCCUCUUCAAGUCCUCGUCGUCGGAUCCCUGGGAGAUAUUCCACAACUCCUCGCCGGCCGCGAAACUCGAUCCGUCCAAGACCGCCCACAUUUCCGCCCACAGCGCCGUCUCGCCCCGGGACGUCAAGAGCAGCAUCUCCAAAUCGGACAAGUCCGCCCAGCUCGCCACCGCGUACGAAAAGGCAUGCAAGCGCGCUCGUAAAAAGGGCCGCAAAGAACCCGUCCGCGAUGACUACUAUUGGGCUUGGGGCUACCCCAUGUUUUUCCCCGUCUACUACCCGUACAUGGCCGACCCUUGCAUCUCGAAUCAGUCCUACGCUUGCAAUCCCGCUUGCAUGGCCCUCACGCCCGGUGUGCCCGGGAAUUGCGCUAACGGAUCGUGCGGCGGCGCGGCGGCUGCAGGCUCUUGUGGCUCCUUUGCCAUGGGUGGAUGCGGCGGUGCUGGUGGAGCCUGUGCUGGAGGUGGUGGAGGAGGAGGAGGAUGCGGUGGAGGCGGAGGCGGUUGCGGAGGCGGCGGAGGCGGCGGUUGUGGUGGUGGGGGGUGUUGAGCCGUCGGUCCCCCGCCUC